Messenger RNA from Anopheles arabiensis, 666 nucleotides. RefSeq lists its product as uncharacterized. The transcript is spliced from 2 exons. Gene Ontology annotation, molecular function: chitin binding. The record is from RefSeq and is a predicted model, not a curated record. NCBI's taxonomy places the organism in Eukaryota, Metazoa, Arthropoda, Insecta, Diptera, Culicidae. The coding region runs from base 117 to 416 and encodes 99 amino acids.
GUGCCACACCGACCAGUAGUCAGUAUCCACCUUCCAGCUUUAGCAGUACCACGAUCUGGUCCGCUAAGUUUUCCCAUCGCAGCCCAAUAAGCUCCAGCUUGCAACAACCCAUCAUCAUGAAGGCUGUCCUGUUCUUCGCCGCUCUCGCGCUGUUCGUCGCACUGGCCCUCGGCCAGAAUGGCUGCGUCCGUGACGAUUCCGACGGUCAGCCGCUCUGCAAUGCUGAGGAAAUGACGGCCCGCCUGUGGCGUAACAACUGGGACCCCACCGCCUACUGGGAGUGCGAGACUGCCAACACGCCCGCCACCUACCGUCGCUGCCCGACCGAGGGUAUGUUCAACGGUGCCACCCGUACCUGCAUCAACUGGUUCGACUGGGAGUGGACCCCGACCUGCAAGCCGCCCAGCCGCGUGUAAGCCGGUAUUAGGAAAUGGGUGGGAAACCCGUGCUCACGCACACAACACACGAAUCCUUCCUACUUCCCCCAUACCCGUCCUACACUUCGCUAAAAUCACACGCUCCUCUCCCGAAGUUUUGCGGCUUUUUGCAUUGCAAAAAGUCCGGAACGCAAUCACCACACCUCUGUGUAUGUAAAGGAAACGUACCAACAUCCCGGCAAUACAAAUAAAAGGCUGUAGUUACUUAGAGUGCCAAUUUUAAAACAAA